CUCCCUCCCUCUGUCUCUGUGCAGCUCUGUGCAGCAUGAGUAAUAAAUGGCUGAGGCCUGAGGCGGAGCCCUCCCUUCCCUACUGGUCCUGGUCCACACCCACACCCACACCCUUGCUCUUCUUCUUCCUCAUUCUCCCCUUCCUCCCUCUUUGCUGCUCGCAUUCGAUCGCCAUUUCCCACCCACCUACAAUGCACUAAACCCUCGUAAAACCUCCGACCCCAUCCCACCAAACGACCGACUUGGGGGGAUUCCCCUGGGGAGCAGCGAGCCAAUUUCUUCUUCAUCUUUUCUCGAUUUGGCUUCUACUCUCUUGGGGAAGAAGAUCCACGCCCACCCCUAGUUCCUCUUUAGUUUUUCCACCAAGAAAUCCCCAGGAGGAGGGGAGAGGUUCCCUCUGAUGAGCAGCAGCACCGCCGCUUGUCGAUGACUGAGCGCUGCCACCGAUGCUUUCGGGGUGCUCGGUGUCCAGUCUCGCGGCGAGGUUUGCCUUCUUCCCGCCGGACCCGCCCACCUACGCCCUCCGCAAGGACGAGGCCACGGGCCGCCUCGUCGCCUCCGGCGUCCCGCGGGACAACGCCUUGGAUGUGCUGCUCCUCGACACCACCAGGGGGACCAAGGUCGUCGCCUUCUACCUCAGGAACCCCUGCGCGCGCCUCACCCUGCUCUACUCGCACGGCAACGCCGCCGACCUCGCCCAGCUCUACGAUCUCUUUGUGCAGCUCAAGGUCAAUCUCAAGGUCAAUCUGAUGGGAUAUGACUACUCGGGGUACGGAGCAUCUACUGGCAAGCCAAGUGAAGAGAAUACAUAUGCAGAUAUUGAAGCAGUUUACCAGUGCUUAGAAACCGAGUAUGGAAUCAGCCAGGAAGAGCUUAUCCUGUAUGGGCAAUCUGUUGGCAGUGGGCCCACAUUGCAUUUAGCAUCUCGUUUACCAAGAUUGCGUGGUGUGGUUCUUCACAGUGCUAUACUGUCAGGCCUCCGUGUUGUUUGCCAUGUGAACUUUACUUUUUGCUUCGACAUUUACAAAAAUGUCAAAAAAAUAAAGAAGGUGAAAUGCCCAGUGCUUGUUAUUCAUGGGACCGACGACGAUGUUGUGAAUUGGUCACAUGGUAAUGAGUUGUGGAAACUGGCAAGGGAACCGUAUGAUCCACUAUGGAUCAAAGGAGGUGGUCACUGCAACCUGGAGCUGUACCCUGACUUCAUCCGCCACCUCUCCAAGUUCAUCCGCGAAAUGGAGAGCGUGACAACGAAAAUGAGGCUGAAGAAGAUUCGGCAGUCCCUCGAGCCGACAAAGACGGCAUACCGCGCGAACACGGCAACAACUACCACCUUCACCACCAACUGUUGCUGCCGUAUUCGAGUUCGCAGACCGAGCUGCAAUCUCAGCUGCAGCUGCUGCGAUGCACUGAGGAAAUGCUUUGCAUUUGGUGCAUUCAAGUGCCCAGCCUGCUGCAGCUGCUUCAAGUGCUGCUGCUGCUGUGGUGGAUAACGCGGAUGUAUAUGCGCGUGCGCUUGUGCUUGUGCUUGUAUAGGAAAAGGAACGGUCCGGGAGAUAUCUUCUAACCCUUUGAAUGCUCUAGGACUAAACGUAGAUUUAUCAGUUGGAAAAAACAUGUAUGGCAAGAUAUCCAGUUGUUUCCCGUUCUCCUAUAUAUGUAGUAGUUGUAAUUGCUCGAUAGGGUUGUGUAAUCAGCGAUGGCAUAAGCUGUUGGCUGUCGAGCUUAGAAGAGUGGUGAUGUUGUGAAUUGAUUUGAACCCAACCCUUGUGGUAAUGUUUCCCA
Molecule: messenger RNA, 1782 nt
Organism: Triticum aestivum (bread wheat)
Lineage: Eukaryota; Viridiplantae; Streptophyta; Magnoliopsida; Poales; Poaceae
Product: alpha/beta hydrolase domain-containing protein 17C
Exons: 6
Coding region: 447-1490 (347 amino acids)
Source: RefSeq, a predicted model, not a curated record